This is a messenger RNA of Tetrahymena thermophila SB210, 3396 nucleotides long. RefSeq lists its product as hypothetical. Gene Ontology annotation, cellular component: nuclear replication fork. NCBI's taxonomy places the organism in Eukaryota, Ciliophora, Oligohymenophorea, Hymenostomatida, Tetrahymenidae. The record is from RefSeq and is a predicted model, not a curated record. Gene Ontology annotation, biological process: replication fork processing; DNA repair. The transcript is spliced from 9 exons.
AUGAUUACAUCUAUUUAACAGAUUAGUAACACAUAAGCUCUGGUACAAGUCGAAAACCAAAUACUAAUUAAAGAUCCUUAUAUAAAGAGAUAUUUGCAAAAUUAAAAUAGAAGCAAAUAUGAGGAGAAAUACAAUGGAUAUCUAAUAGAUAUCGCAGAGUCUUCAUUCAUGAAAGAUAAGAUUAAUUUUUAGAUUAGCGCCAAAUAAAAGAAAAAGAAAUUAUCAGAUAUCCCAAGAUUUGUGACAGAAGCUUUUACAGACUUUGGGAAUAAGUUAAAAAUUAGAGACUUAAAAGGCAACAUUGUUUCAGAGAUCAAUUAUGGAAAUGAAUAACUUGCAAAUGAUCUUGGAUUAUCUUAGGAACAUAUCAGUGAUGCUAUUUAAAUGGCUUUUCAGAUGAGAGGAAGAGUUAUCCUUGCUGAUGACCCAGGACUGAAUUCAUGCAAAACAGCAGUCAAUAUUGCAUAUGCUUAUGAUUAUAAAAUACCUUUUUUAAUAAUUGCUUCUUCUACUCAGCGUUAGAAAUGGAAAUCAAUACUAAAAUAACAAUUUAGCCUGAAAGAUAAAGACAUAUAAAUUUUAUAUAACAAUUAAACUUAAUUUGAUUUCAAAAAGGAUGCAAUAAUAGCUACAUAUGAUCAAGUUUCUACUAGAAAAGAGGAACUUCAAGAUAUAAAAGUUGCUUUAGUAGAUGAGGCUCAUUACUUGAGAAAUAUAAAGUUUGUAAAUGAGAGAAAUUUAAUGGAGUAUUUAUGCAAAAGAAAAAGAGUUGUCCUUUUGAGUAGUUGCUGUAUUAUAUAAUCAGUUGAAGAUCUAUUUCCUUUGCUAAGAGUUAUUCGUCCUGACUGCUUCCAUAAUACUAAAGCUUUCAAAGACAGAUAUGUUAACAAUGAAAAUAAUUGGAUAGAACUUCAUUGUAUGCUAAAUUAAAUAGGAUUUAUUAGAAGAACAAGAUAAAUGUUCGCAGAUAACCAUAAUUUUACUAAUUUUGGAAUUGUUCCUAUAGAAUGUGAUAAAAGUGUUACAUCAAUUAUAAAUAGCCUCGUUCAUAAUGCACAUAGAAUUGGAGGAAACUUUUCAAAAGGUAUCUAUUCAUAAUGCUAUACUUUAUCAUUAGAUGCAAAGAUCAAGGGUUGCUUGUAAUUCAUAGAUAGAUAAUUAGAAUAAAAACCUGAUGAUAAAAUAGUAAUUUUUGGAUAUCAUCAGAAAUCUUUCGAGAUGAUUGGUACCCAUUUAUAAGCAAAAAAUAUUACUUUCAUAGUUGUUGAUAAAAAAACUAAUUUUGCUUAAAAAGAAGAGUUACUACAUCAAAUAGAUCCAUAAAUUAGCGUUGUUUUGAUGUCUUUCACAAAUUUAUAAGAUAUUGAGUUAUCCCUAUUUUCUACAGCUAUUGUCUUGGAAUUUUCUUGGACUCCACAUUUAAUAGAUCAAGCUAUUGGUUGUUUAUAUAGCUUAAGUCAAGUGAAUGAAUAAGUAGAUGCUUUUUUACUUGAAGGUAUAGGGACACUUGACAAAUUACUAAAAGGGAAAUACAUCAAGUGGUUAGAUUUGAAAACUAAAAUUUUAGAUGGGAAAAAAGUAGAUAAUUUACUAAAUAUUCAAGAUGUAGUGAGUAUUGAUAAUUAAGGUUCAAAUAGAUUAAGAUAGAAUUAAAGCAUAGAUAUAAGCUUCAAUGAAGAUAAUCAUUUGUCAAACUAACCUUCAAAAGCAUACAAUUAGCAGAAAUCUCCUCAAUAGAAAAAAAAGAGAAGUAGAAAAAAUAUUUAAAAAUUUGAAAUAUCUAAGCUAAAUACUAGUAAAUAAAGAAUAACAACUUAGACAUUAAGCUAGGAUAUACUACCACCUGAAAUAAAGGUAGAUAUUAAUUAGAGCAAAAAAAUCUUUAUGUAGAAAGCCAGAACUGUUGAAGAUUUAAAAAAGAAUAAUAAUAACACCAAGUAUAAAAAUGAAAAAUUUUUUUAAUAAUAAUAACAUGAUAUGGAGAUAAUUAUAUCUGAGGAUGAUAUUGAAAAUAUAACAGAUGAAAGAUAAAUCACAAAUAUGGGUUAAAAGAAUAAUAAUUAUAAUAAUAAAAAUAAUUAUUACGAAUUGAAUCGCUAGUAAAACGAAUAAAAAGAUGAAUAGGUAUUUAUGACAGACUAUACUUAAAGCUUUAAUGAAGGAUUUAUUUCUAUUUAUGAAGAUAUUGAGAAUAAUUAAAGUAAAAAUGUAUACCGUGAUGAAGAACAAUUCGACUUUGACUAUGAAGAGAAUGAAUUCAAUUAAAUAAAAAGAAAAAAGAACUAUUCAAAUAGAAGUAUGCCUAGUAAUUACUUAAAAGAUAUAGAGUGCGAUUUAAAUAUCUCUGAAAUAUAAAACAAUUAAGUCAAUUCAAUAGAUUUUGGCUAUGAUGAGACACCUAUAAACAAAUUUCAGAGCUAAAAGAGCGAAUCUCAUGCUUCUUUAUAUAAAUAGAUUAUUUCUAAAAUAACUGAUUACACAGAACCAAUAACACUUCAAGUGGAAGAUUACACAAAUGACUAAAAGAGUUAAUGUUAAAAACCUUCAAAAAUUAUUUAAGAGAAAAAAUAAAUGAUUUAAUAAACACCUAAUUUUAUAGCCCAAAAAUAAACUGACAACGAUUUGGAUUUUUUGUUGAAAGAAUUAGAAAUAGAAAUAGAUUUUGAAGAAAAGGACAAAUCAAACUCACAAAAAUUGGACUGCGACAGUAUACCAUUUUAAAUAUUGGACGAAGACAGCAAUCUAGAAAAAAACUCUUAAAAAGAUAACUUAAAUCAUUCUAAUUUAUCUAACUAGCCAAUUGUUUAUAAGGGAAAAUAAAUAUCAGCAGAAAAAAUUACAUAGAAAAAAAUACCUCUUAAAGACUAACCAUUCUGUAGGAAAUUAUUUGAUGAUGAAUUUAGCUCUCCAUUUGGAGCUUUUAGCAAAGAAUCUGCUUUAACAAAAUGCUCUACUAACCAUUUUGUGAAUGAUAAUAGCUGUAAGAAAUCUAGUGUUUUCGAUAAGCUAAUAUUAGAUAUUGAUGAAAGCACUAAAAAAUCUAAUGUUUUUAACGAUUAAUUGAACCCUAAAUAAAAUGUAGACUAAGGUGAUCUAGAAUAUGAUGAUUUAUUUUCAAUAAACGGAUAAAAUGCUAUAGGAUUUUUUGAAAUAAAUAAAAAAUUGAAUCAUAAUACAAAUAAUAACAAGAAUUUAAGCAAAGAACAAUUUAAAACUCAACAAUUAUUUAAAGAUACUCAAAAAACAAAUGACAAAAAUCUAUUUAAUUAGUCCGAUAAAAAUAUAGAAGCCCCUUAAUAAAUGAAAUUUACUGGAUUAAAGAAAAGGAAACUUAACAAUUCUUUCAAGUUAGAUCCAAAGCAAUUACUAAAAAAGAAAAAAAUAAAAACAAAUUGA